This is a messenger RNA of Cetraspora pellucida, 508 nucleotides long. The record is from the annotation of a GenBank genome assembly. Lineage: Eukaryota; Fungi; Glomeromycota; Glomeromycetes; Diversisporales; Gigasporaceae.
GAAGGAAGGGAAUUAGCAUUUUCAGCACAUAAGUGCGAAGGCACAUAUGUGAUUUCUAGAUGUCUUUUCAAUGACAUUGCGUCAAAAAACAUUAUGAACGUAUCUGAAAGGUUAACUCGCAAAUAUUAUUACAACAGAAGUGUUAUAUGCCUUGCCAAAUCACUCAUGCGCGUAAAGACCAAAUAUCCUCUUCUUGUUUUAGUACCAAAUCUCAAUAAUGAAGAAACGGAUCUUAAUAAUGAAGAUUAUACUAAACUUAUUAAAUUCGGUUUAAAUUAUGACUUUUGUUUCAUUGAAAUAAAAGAGAUUAAUCGUAUCUAUUUAAACGUGAAACAAUACAUAAUUGAUUAUUAUAAGGAAGCGUCAACUAAAAUAUGUGCCUGGGAUAUCGAAGGGUAUGACCUUGUAGGGCUUUUAGACGCGGAUAUGUGCAUCAUACGUAACAUGGAUGAACUUUUAGAAUUAAAUCUAAGUGAAGAUAAAAUUGCUGCAUGUCAUGCAUGCAAAU